AUGUCCAACGAGAAGUGGCAAUGUCACCUCAGUAUCAGCAACCUCCGACUGUUGCUACUAUUCCUAGAUACUCUGUCUCCGGCCCAGGCACACUGUCAGAAGAUGAGCGGGUUAGACGUGCCACCGAACUUGUACAAAGACGGAUGCAAGAACUGGCUCAGCAAAUUUCAUCUCCAGUACAGAUAUCACGAGUUAACGCGGCUGUUCAACAACGUAUCGAACAACGCCUGGCGGCCAAUAUGGGACGGCCUGGCCCCGAAAGAUCAGCAGCAUCUACUACUCGGAACUCGCCAUUAUCGGCUACUACUGCAGAUGCCGAACAACCACUAA
Molecule: messenger RNA, 330 nt
Organism: Verruconis gallopava
Lineage: Eukaryota; Fungi; Ascomycota; Dothideomycetes; Venturiales; Sympoventuriaceae
Exons: 1
Coding region: 1-330 (109 amino acids)
Source: RefSeq, a predicted model, not a curated record